AUGUCAUCCGGCUCAUCAGCGUGGGCAGAGCCCCCCUCUCCCUCCCCCGCCCACGCACAGCCAAAGCCCAUCCUCCCCUCCUUCGCCGCCCUCACCCUCGACCCUUCCCUCCAUUCCGGCCCCGUUCCUCCCUCUCUCCCCACACCAUCCCCAGUCUCGCCAUCACUCGCGCAGCCUCAGCCUAUACCGAUGAACGCAAAUCCCCUCGCGGACCAUGGCCCCCUGACGCCCGCCCCCAGUCCAGGCCCGCGCGGCAGGGAGGAUGGGAGGAUGGACUUGGAAUCCCUCGGGCUCGAGAAUGACUUUCUUAAGAACUGGGUCGACCAGCAGGGGGCUUUGCCGCCGAGGGGAAAUGUUGGCGGGUGGUUUACUGCCGGUGGUGGUGCCGGGCAUGAGAGGAGCGCCGACAGCACCGCAAAGGGCAAGGGCAAGGCGCCGGUCCGACCGUCACAUGAUACCGACCUCCUCUUGUAUCAAUUCACUCGACUCCCUACAUCAGCGCGAUUCAAUUUCCUAAACUCGCUCGUCCCCGAGCUCCGAUUAGACGAAGCGCUGCUGGUCAGCCGCAAGAUCGCCCCUCUGCUUCGAAGAGACUUUCUCAAAGAACUGCCUAUCGAAUUGUCACUGCAUAUUCUGAGCUUUGUCGACGAUCCCAAAACACUGGCCCGGUGCGCUCAAGUCUCCCACUACUGGAAUGCCUUGCUGCAAGACGACGCCACCUGGCGCUACCACUUUUCCCUGCACCACCUCCCCGACGGCCCCGCAUCUCUAGCAGCCCUCGCGAGCUACAGCCCCUUUAUGAAACGCCGCACCGCCGAAAAGGAAAAGAGCCGUUCGUCCAGCACGCCCAAGAGGCUCACGCCUUUUGGGAUCGAAAAGCGUAUCGCCAAUCUCCCUGUUGCCAAGCCGCUGCCUAUACCGGGCAACACCUAUCAAUCCAUCGUGGCGCUCUCUUACCUGUCAAAGACCAACUGGACCACUGGUGGUCUUUUGCUCGCCAAGCACGUCUCCAUCGACGAUAGCGUCGUCACCAGCCUCUGUAUGGACGAUAGCUUUAUCGUCGUUGGUAUGGCCAACCAUGCGAUACACGUGUUUAACGCCGAGUCUGGAGCCUGGAUGCGAGCGCUCGAAGGGCAUGCUGCAGGCGUUUGGGCUAUGGUGCUCGUUUCUGCAAACGUCGCAGACGAUGAAGAGGAGCCAGACGAACGUGUCGGGACAGAGACGCCGCCGAGCUGGUACCAGCCACAACCGGCAUCCGGAGCGUAUAGGGACAACGGGCAGUCGCGGAGAUCGUCAUUCACGGGUGUUGCAGCGGCGGAGAGAGUACCGCCAUUGGGCAAUCCCAUGGGCGGCUCAAGACCCAGCAGCGUUAUGGGCUACUCUUCCCUCGGGCAAUUCGAUUACCCCUCCGGCCCCCAUGCGGGCAGCAGCUCGCAUCGCCGGCCGUCCCCUCCACCUCCGCCUUCCCCGGGAUCGACGCGGAAAAAGAGGCGGGAAGGAGGAGGAGGGAGCGAUGUGACUGGGAGUAUAAAAGGCUGGCCUGGGCUUGGUUAUAAUAUGGCGGUUAGUGGGGGGUGUGAUAGGGAUAUCAAGGUGUGGAAUGUGGAUACCGGGGAAUGUAUCCUUACCAUGACCGGCCACACUUCUACCAUCCGAUGUCUCAAAGUUCUCCCCGGUCGACCCAUCAUCGUCUCUGGAUCCCGCGACAAUACCAUCCGCGUAUGGAACCUGGAGACUGGAGAAGAAUUGCAUACUUUGAGGGGACAUGCGGGGAGUGUGCGGUGUGUGGAGGUCUGGGAUCUGGGAGAGGAAGGCGGGGGCGGUAGGGCUGUUAGUGGAAGCUAUGAUCAUACCGCGAGACUAUGGAACCUCGAAACCGGCGAAUGUCUCCAAGUCUUCUCCGGCCACUACGCCGAAAUCUACUCUAUCGCCUACAACGGCUUCACAGAUACCAUCAUCACCGGUUCCCUCGACUGCACCGUCCGCGUCUGGAAAGCCUCCACCGGCGAGUGCCUCGCCCUCCUCCAAGGCCACACCGCCCUCGUGGGCCAGCUCCAACUCGAAGGCAACCGUCUCAUCACCGGCGGCUCAGACGGCCGCGUCAUCAUAUUCGACCUCACCUCAUACACCUGCAUCCACCGUCUUUGCGCACACGACAAUUCCGUCACUACCCUUCAGUUCAACCAUCAGUUCAUCCUUUCCGGCGGGAAUGAUGGAAGAGUAAAGCUGUGGGAUCUGCAUUCGGGGAGGUUUGUGAGGGAGCUGACGAAACCGUGUGAUGCGGUUUGGAGAGUCGGGUUCAGGGGGGAUAGGGUGGUGGUGCUUUGUCAGAGGGAUGGGAAGACGAGUUUGGAGGUUGUCAGUUUUAGGGUUGGGGAGGGGGAGAAGGCGAGGAAGAAGAGUAGGCCGGAGGGGUCGGGUUCGCGCAGGGGCGGAGUGGAGAGGAUGCGCAAGUUAUCAUUGCCUUUAAUCUAA
Messenger RNA from Cryptococcus wingfieldii CBS 7118, 2475 nucleotides. RefSeq lists its product as hypothetical. Lineage: Eukaryota; Fungi; Basidiomycota; Tremellomycetes; Tremellales; Cryptococcaceae. The record is from RefSeq and is a predicted model, not a curated record. Gene Ontology annotation, cellular component: cytoplasm; nucleus. Gene Ontology annotation, molecular function: ubiquitin binding. Gene Ontology annotation, biological process: ubiquitin recycling; proteasome-mediated ubiquitin-dependent protein catabolic process. Bases 1 to 2475 code for a protein of 824 amino acids. The transcript has 5 exons.